Molecule: messenger RNA, 2009 nt
Organism: Daucus carota subsp. sativus
Lineage: Eukaryota; Viridiplantae; Streptophyta; Magnoliopsida; Apiales; Apiaceae
Product: ribonuclease III domain-containing protein RNC1, chloroplastic-like
Exons: 6
Coding region: 154-1761 (535 amino acids)
Biological process (GO): regulation of gene expression; RNA processing
Cellular component (GO): nucleus
Molecular function (GO): double-stranded RNA binding; ribonuclease III activity
Source: RefSeq, a predicted model, not a curated record
AAAAAAACAAAAUAGAGUUAUCGUCAUCAUUCACCAGAUUAUUUGUGUUCUUGCUGCUCUGUAUAUUAUCCACUACAAGGCUCCUGCAGUCCUACUUCAGAUUCUAUUUUACUUGUAAUUUAAAUGUUAAUUUGUAUAUAUUUGGCCUACUAAAUGGAGCUUUCUUCACCUUUCAAGCCUCUUGCAAACCAUCACACUCCUGAUUUCUCAUUUUCCUCCUCUCUUUCACCUUUUCCACACCAAACCCACUUGAAAAAUCCAAUAUUUAGCAACCCCUCUUCAUCAAAAUUUCAUCUUUUUGCAGUUGCAGUGAACCCCCAAGAACUCCCCCCAAAUAGCCCUCAAAGGCUUCUAAGAGAGCUUGCAGAGAGAAAAAAAGUUGUGUCCCCAAAAAGAAAAGUACCCCCUAAAAGAUUUAUUCUUAGACCCCCACUUGAUGAUAAAAGAUUGGCUGAAAGGUUUCUGAAUAGCCCACAAUUGUCACUUAAGUCAUUCCCUUUGUUGAGUUCUUGUUUGCCCUCGACUCGACUUAACAAUGCUGAUAAAACUUGGAUUGAUGAGUACUUACUUGAGGCUAAACAAGCACUUGGGUACCCAUUGGAGCCUUCUGAUACUUAUGGGGAUGAUAAUCCAGCUAAACAAUUUGAUACUUUGUUGUAUUUGGCUUUUCAGCAUCCACAUUGUGAGAGGACUAAUGCGCGGCACAUAAGGUCUGCACAUUCAAGGUUGGGGUUUUUGGGACAGUAUGUGCUUGAAUUGGGAUUGGCUGAAUUUUUCUUGCAGAGGUAUCCAAGGGAAUCGCCUGGUCCGAUGAGGGAACGAGUGUAUGCUCUGAUUGGGAAGAGAUAUCUUCCAAAGUGGAUUAAAGCUGCUAGCUUGCAGAAUUUGGUGUUUCCAUUUGAUAAUAUGGAUAGGCUAGUCAGGAAAGAUCGCGAACCGCCAGUAAAAUCUGUAUUCUGGGCUUUAUUUGGGGCUGUAUAUUUGUGUUUUGGUAUGCCGGAAGUUUACCGUGUUCUGUUCGAAGUAUUUGGAAUGGAUCCUGAAGAUGAAGAGUGCCAGCCUAAAUUAAGGAGACAACUUGAAGAUGUUGACUACGUCUCUGUAGAAUUUGAAGCAAAAAAAAUUAGUUGGCAAGAUGUUGCUGCAUACAAGCCACCUGAAGAUGCUCUUUUCGCACACCCAAGGCUUUUUCGGGCAUGUGUUCCACCAGGAAUGCAUAGAUUUCGAGGAAAUAUAUGGGAUUAUGAUAGCCGACCCCAUGUUAUGGAAAAACUGGGCUAUCCUCUUGCAAUGAAGGAUAGAAUUCCAGAAAUUACAGAAGCCAGAAACAUUGAACUUGGACUUGGAUUACAGUUGUCUUUCUUGCACCCAUCAAAGCACAAGUUUGAGCAUCCGCGCUUCUGCUAUGAGCGACUUGAAUAUGUUGGCCAAAAAAUCCAGGAUCUUGUUAUGGCUGAAAGGUUGCUCAUGAAGCAUCUGGAUGCCCCAGGGAGAUGGUUACAGGAAAGACAUAGGCGUCUUCUUAUGAACAAGUUCUGUGGAAAGUAUUUGAGGGAAAAAAAUCUUCACCGCUUUAUAAUUUACAGCGAUGAGGUCCAAGACUCUUAUGAGCACAACCGCAGACUUAGAAAUCCAGCCACGACUUCUGUUCAACAAGCAAUUCAUGGUCUCUCAUACACUAUAUAUGGAAAACCGGAUGUUAGGCGCUUAAUGUUUGAGGUUUUUGACUUUGAGCAAAUCCAACCCAAAGCUAUUAUUUGAGACAGUGUCACAAUAGCACUUCUCGCAGAUUCUUGGACACUUGACUGAUGCAACUUGAAAGUAAGGAGAAUAUGCAUUUAUGUAUGUUUUGUGAAACAAUAUGCAAAGUUGUUAAAGUAGAAUGAUAUAUAGUUGAACAACAUUAGUGAUGCAACAGUUAGAAGUCAAAAUUAUGUUUAGAAUCUUUUUAAACGUUCAGAUGUGCAAAUUUUAUUGAUGUAUAUAAAGUGAAUACAUAUUUGGGGACA